CGGAUGUCGUCUCCUCUGACCGGAUGGUGCUUGUGUAAAGGAAGUUUUGUUUUGCGAGUUUUCCGUCCGUCUCGACUGACUGAGUAUUUAGUUAAUGUUCUCAAAAGAACACGAAAUGAAAUUAGUGUGAAGUGCAUCACCGGUGACCAUUAAAGUAUUCAAAGGGAGGGUGAAAGCUUAAGCUGUUUGAAACGGCGGAACGCAACACUUCAGAGUAACCCGAGAGCACCUUGCUGCUAAGCUAACGUUACCGAGCUAGUUAGCGCGGCUAGCGCCAGCCUCUGGUCUGCGUUGUGGUGAAGGGGCUCUCCGAGCUAACGAAGCCAUGGGGAACCGGGGCAUGGAAGACCUGAUUCCCCUGAUCAACAAGCUUCAAGACGCUUUCAGUUCCAUUGGCCAGAGUUGCAAUUUAGACCUCCCUCAGAUCGCUGUGGUCGGUGGACAGAGCGCCGGAAAAAGCUCGGUCUUAGAAAAUUUUGUUGGCAGGGACUUUCUUCCACGUGGAUCAGGCAUUGUUACCCGCAGACCUCUUAUUUUGCAGCUGGUCAACAAUAAAGCAGAAUAUGCCGAAUUCCUGCACUGCAAAGGAAAGAAGUUUGUGGAUUUUGAUGAAGUGCGGUCGGAAAUUGAGGCAGAGACCGACAGGAUAACGGGCUCCAACAAAGGCAUCUCUCCCAUCCCAAUUAACCUGAGAGUCUACUCCCCACACGUGCUGAACCUGACCCUGAUCGACCUUCCGGGGAUGACUAAAGUCGCCGUAGGAGAUCAGCCAGCAGACAUCGAGCACCAGAUCAGAGAUAUGCUGAUGCAGUUUAUCACUAAGGAGAGCUGUCUGAUCCUGGCAGUCACCCCUGCCAAUACUGAUUUGGCCAACUCGGAUGCUCUGAAGAUCGCCAAGGAAGUGGACCCACAGGGUAUGCGUACCAUUGGCGUUAUCACAAAACUGGACCUGAUGGAUGAAGGGACGGAUGCAAAGGACAUCCUUGAAAAUAAACUGCUGCCACUGCGUAGAGGUUACAUUGGUGUAGUGAAUCGCAGUCAGAAAGACAUCGAUGGAAAGAAGGACAUUCGUGCUGCUCUGGCUGCAGAGAGAAAGUUCUUCCUGUCUCACCCUGGUUACAGACACAUAGCAGAGCGCAUGGGCACGCCACAUCUACAAAAGACACUUAACCAGCAAUUGACCAACCACAUCAGGGAUACCCUGCCUGGUCUGCGCAGUAAGCUGCAGAGUCAGCUCCUCUCUCUGGAGAAGGAGGUGGAGGAGUUCAAGAACUUCCGUCCAGAUGACCCAACACGGAAGACCAAAGCCUUGUUGCAGAUGGUGCAGCAGUUUGGUGUGGACUUUGAGAAAUGUAUCGAGGGCUCUGGGGACCAGGUGGACACCAAUGAGCUAUCGGGUGGUGCCAAGAUCAACCGCAUCUUCCAUGAACGCUUCCCCUUCGAACUAGUCAAGAUUGUGUUUGACGAGAAGGAGCUGAGGCGGGAGAUCAGCCAUGCAAUCAAGAAUGUCCAUGGUGUCAGAACGGGGCUCUUCACCCCUGACCUGGCCUUCGAAGCGAUUGUCAAAAAGCAGAUCCUCAAACUGAAAGAGCCCAGCCUCAAAUGCGUGGACCUUGUGGUGUCCGAGCUCACCGCACUCGUCAUGAAGUGUGCCGUUAAGCUCAAUUCCUACCCCAGACUGCGAGAGGAGACUGAGAGGAUUGUCACCACCCACGUCAGAGAAAGAGAAGGGAAGACCAAGGACCAGGUUCUGCUGCUGAUUGACAUUGAACUGUCCUACAUCAACACCAACCAUGAGGACUUCAUUGGCUUUGCGAAUCUUGACUACAGAAGGCUGGAUGAUGGUAGCCCCCCAGGGUACGGCAACAACAGUGCUCAGCAGAGGAACACAGCUGCAAACAAGAAGAGGGCCAUCCCCAACCAGCUUCGCGGACUAGGAGAGGUCCAUGAAGAAAAGGUGAUCAGGAAAGGCUGGCUAACCAUCAACAUCAGCAUCAUGAAAGGAGGCUCCAAGGAAUACUGGUUUGUCCUGACCGCCGAGUCCCUGUCCUGGUACAAAGAUGAGGAGGAAAAAGAGAAGAAGUAUAUGCUGCCUUUGGACAACCUGAAGCUCAGAGAUGUUGAGAAAGGCUUCAUGUCCACAAAGCAUAUCUUUGCCAUCUUCAACACUGAACAGAGGUCAGGGUCAUGCUGUAAAGCAGACAUGCUUGUUGACUGCUGUGAAUGCGUUCAUUUCUUUAUCUUGAUGAUUUUGUAUGCCGGCGUUUCCUUGUGUUUUGGAGUCAGGCUUCACUCACAAGCGGUCAUGUUUGUUAUUUAUCUGUACAGAAACGUGUACAAGGAUCUUCGCCAAAUAGAACUGGCCUGUGAUUCUCAAGAGGAUGUGGAUAGCUGGAAAGCUUCGUUCCUCAGGGCAGGAGUUUAUCCGGAGAAGGACCAGGUGGAGAAUGAAGAGGCUGCCCCUGCAGACACGUUCUCUAUGGAUCCUCAGUUGGAGCGGCAGGUGGAAACCAUCCGCAACUUGGUGGAUUCUUACAUCGGCAUCAUCAACAAAUCCAUCAGAGACCUCAUGCCCAAGACCAUCAUGCAUCUCAUGAUCAACAGUGCAAAGGAUUUCAUCCACUCAGAGCUCCUGGCCUACCUCUAUUCAACCGGGGACCAGAACAGCCUCAUGGAGGAGUCAGCUGACCAGGCCCAGCGUAGAGACGAAAUGCUGCGCAUGUAUCACGCACUCAAGGAGGCGCUGCACAUUAUCGGCGACAUCAGCGCCAACACGAUCUCCACCCCUGUACCGCCACCUGUAAAUGACACCUGGUUACAGGAAGCCAGCCCAACCCCUCAGCGCAGGCCGCCUCCUGCAGCAGCUCCGCCUCCCAGCCGUCCACCUGCAGUUCGGGGCCCAACACCAGGACCACCUAUGAACCCUUCCCCUGCCUUUGGAGCUCCACUUAAUCCCUCUCCUGCCUUUGGUGCACCCCCAAUCCCCUCCCGCCCAGGACCACCGGUCAAUGCCUUUCAGGAUCCCUUCAGUGCACCCCCACAGAUCCCCUCCCGGCCAGCCCGCGUCCCACCCGGUGUACCCAGCCGAAGACCCCCUGGUGCUCCCUCUCACCGGCCCACCAUUAUCCGCCCUGCAGAGCCCUCCCUGCUAGACUAGACCCGUGGCCGAACCCACCUAAUUGUGUGUGUUUGUGCGUGGAUGUGUGUGUCUGCACACUGUAGGCCAGGGACGGGGGCUUGAGGGGAGGGGCUGAUGGAGUACAUAACGUGCACUGUCCAGCUGUAUUGAUAUGCCUAUUCAAGCAAUGUUAAUAAGCUGCUAAUACUGUCUUUGUAAGUGCAUGUGAAAGAAUCCCGUAACCACUUGACUAUUACAUUGGACUGAGAUCGAAGAUAAAAUGAAGCCCAGCUGAUCUAUGUGAUGCAUUAAGCCUCUAUCAGUAGGAGAUGUAUCAACUUCUGUAGGUUUAUUUCCUACAGAAUAUAUUUCCUGGCAAGGAUCCUGGCAGAAAUACAUAAAUAACUUAUUACCUGGUACAGGCUGGCUUCCUCUCCCCUCCCUCUCCCUUUUUAAACUGGCCCAGAUGCUCAAGUCGAGAUCUGUGUAAUAUACACACUUAACCUGUUGUUAAUGUUUUACUGGGUUUUCAUAUCCUAACUGAUUUCAUACUGAAAAACAAUAGCGUAUUAUCACUGUUGUUAUUUUUGGUGGUGUCGAUUCUAGUUUUUUUUUCUUCUCCUUGUUAUUUUAUUUGAGUGACUUUGUCCUUUUUAAUGACCGUUAUAAAUGUAGCUUUAAAAUGAAAUGCUAAUCGCAGCAGAGACAAAGCGGAAAAAGACACAGGGUUGCAUGAGCCCGAAAGAGUAGCUUCAGCUCAUCCUCUGUUAAUUACCCCCCCCCUCCACAAUGAAAAGAUGUCAGCCAGAUUGACCGUUAUAACCCGAGCACUUCUAACCAUCUAGCCUUACAAGAAGCCACUUUUAACAGGGAUGUUGUCAUUUACCAGAACACUAUGCACAAAAACCCAGGAGAGCAAAGUAGUUAGAUGGACUAAAGGCUGUCUGUGAAGCUUUUGUCCACUAAUUCUGAGUUGGUAAAAACUUGUAUUUUAAUCCCUUUAUUCUCAGUUGAAUCCAAUGAGUCCUACCGCCUUUGAAUAUACUGUUAAUUCUUGGAUUAGCUGAUUUAAACAGAACAAAGCACAUAGUACAGUUGUUGUUUUUUUUCCUGCGAGAUGAUGAAACUUUGUAAGCAGUGGGGUGUAUAGAUGAGGAAGGUAUAGAGAUGGUAUUAAACAUAGAGGAGAUGUCACAUCUCUUUCUGGAUGCAAUUUUCAUUUAUUGUUGCUUUCAUUUCUGCUUCCAUGCUUUAAAAAUCUCACUGUACAUACUUGGCCUAUAUUGGGGAGUUGGCAUGUAUCAUUUUAUUGCAGAGUUGGUGAAAAAUAACAUUCUGCUGAUGUGAAAAUGCAGCUGUAGAUUUCAAAAUAAAGGAAGCACUAACAGCAUCAUUUCAUAGAUUAGACUUCAGUGUAAGAAAAGAGAUUGGUCAUCUCCUCAUGCAUUAUUUAUAACCAGGGCAUUUGUCAUUUCUUUUGAUGUUUCUUCUUGUAUCAGCUCAGUGCGACUAUGUUGUACUCCGCUCCCCUGCUUCUCCUGGAUUAUUGUUUGGGUUUUUCUGCUACAGGGAUUAGCCGUCUGAACAUGUUGGGAGCAGACUUGGCUCUCGGCAUACACAGCUGUGAUUAUUUGCUGAUGUUUAUCUUUUGAUUGCUCUUUGAGGGUAUUUGACCAUUUAAAACAAUUUUUCUUGAGCAUUUUUUUAGGCAUUUAGUGGAAAAUGUAUGACGGUGGGAGUGAGGUUGGGCUACUUGGAUGUUUUCUGUAUUUGGUUUGAUCAGUAGUGGGUGGUGGGAGUUGUGGUGUAUGAAGGCACAUCCUGUCUAGAGAAAGCUCCCUGGGCUUUCCUCCAUAUAGAGGACGGAGAAUUAAUUGGCCAACCUAAAAAGAUUUUUUUUAAAAAUCUGUCAACAACUCGAAUUGUCCAAACAUGCAUCGACUCUUAAUACAGUAUGUGCUUUUUCUUCCCUUCUCCGGGUUGGGCUUUUUAGUGACAGUGCAGAAAAACAUCUCAAAUUAGUUCUUCUGCAAACACAAAAGUUUGUCAAGCCUCUUAUUGGGCCAGAGAUAUUUCUAAUUCCUGUGUGCCUGUCACUUCAGCCUGCCCUAGAGAAGCCCAGACUGUUAAACCCCUGUGGUACAUUAGGCUGUGGGAAUACUGGCUUUCUCCCUCAUGGAUGUACCCUGCCUCCUUCCUUUUUCCCCUCCCCUCUCUGAAUCCGGAGGACGGGUCGGAAACCAACCUGCAGGAAUCUUUCUGUUUUGCAAACCCUUGUCAAGUGCCUCUGUAGCAAUUAAUCAAUUUGAAUAAACAUCAUGACCUGAUUUAGAAUGGAGAGUAAAUAAAGAGGUGUUGUGUACAAUAAAGGGACUGGCUCUGG
Acanthochromis polyacanthus (spiny chromis) is the source of this 5501-nucleotide messenger RNA. It is a transcript of the gene dnm2a, whose product is annotated as dynamin 2a. Gene Ontology annotation, molecular function: GTPase activity; microtubule binding; GTP binding. Gene Ontology annotation, cellular component: microtubule; cytoplasm; membrane. The transcript has 21 exons. Lineage: Eukaryota; Metazoa; Chordata; Actinopteri; Pomacentridae. The record is from RefSeq and is a predicted model, not a curated record. Bases 326 to 3157 code for a protein of 943 amino acids.